Epinephelus lanceolatus (giant grouper) is the source of this 2748-nucleotide messenger RNA. RefSeq names its product SPNS lysolipid transporter 1, lysophospholipid (gene spns1). Gene Ontology annotation, cellular component: membrane. Gene Ontology annotation, biological process: transmembrane transport. The record is from RefSeq and is a predicted model, not a curated record. Lineage: Eukaryota; Metazoa; Chordata; Actinopteri; Perciformes; Serranidae. Gene Ontology annotation, molecular function: transmembrane transporter activity.
UCCAACAUGGCGGCGGUGCAGAAUUGUCAUCACUGAGGUGUCCUGAAGUAAAUAUUGAGUUUUAUUUAAAUGUCAUUCAAGACACGGUGUUCACGGGAGGACUUUUUUAUUGUAAACCACCAGUAUGGGUUCUGCAUAGCAUUCACAGCUCUGUGUGAGUGAGAAAGUACCUGGAGCGGCGGCAGAAAGAAGAAAGAAGCGUCAGCCCUGACUCAUCCUCCCAGCGGCAGCCAUGUCUCUGGGCGAGCCCACGUCGGAUUCUGCGCCAUUCUUCUCCGAUGACAGCGAGGCAGAGGGUCCAGAGGAGCAGGGCGGGGCUGUGGCUCAGCGGCCCCAGGAGGAGCCGGCCAGCGGGGUGUCUAGCAUCCGAGCGCUGCUGACCGUCUUCAUCCUCUGCUACAUCAACCUGCUCAACUACAUGGACAGGUUCACUGUGGCAGGUGUUCUCCCCGACAUCGAGCAGUAUUUUGGGAUUAAUGAUGAGAAGUCAGGCUUGCUCCAAACAGUUUUUAUCUGCAGUUACAUGUUCUUGGCUCCGGUCUUUGGAUACCUGGGCGACAGGUACAACAGGAAGAUCAUCAUGAGUGUUGGCAUCACAUUCUGGUCUUUGGUGACUCUUGCCAGCUCCUACACCCCCAAAGAACAUUUCUGGGCCCUGCUGCUGACCCGAGGCCUGGUUGGAGUCGGCGAGGCCAGUUACUCGACCAUCGCUCCCACCAUCAUUGCUGACCUCUACGUGAAGGGAAAGAGGACAAAUAUGCUCUCCAUUUUUUAUUUCGCCAUCCCUGUCGGCAGUGGUCUCGGAUACAUCGUGGGGUCACAAGUCAGUAACUUAGCGAAGGACUGGCACUGGGCUCUGCGGGUGACUCCAGGGUUGGGACUGAUUGCGGUGCUGCUGCUGCUGUUCGUGGUCCAGGAGCCUAAAAGAGGAGCCGUUGAAGCUCGGCCAGAGCAUCACCUGCACCAGACUAGCUGGCUGACUGACCUGAAGGCCUUGAGCAAGAACUACAGCUUUGUGUUGUCCACCUUCGGCUUCACAGCAGUGGCGUUUGUCACCGGCUCUCUGGCUCUUUGGGCUCCUACAUUCCUCUUCAGAGCGGCCGUCUUCAACGGAGAGAGAUCUCCCUGUGUGGAGGGAAACUGUGCCUCCUCCGACAGUUUGAUUUUUGGGACCAUCACCGUCGUCACAGGUGUGCUGGGCGUGGCCAGCGGCGUGCAGGUCAGUCGGCAUCUGAGGACGAGGAACCUCAGGGCUGACCCGCUGGUGUGCGCCGCCGGUCUGCUCCUCUCAGCACCUUUCCUCUACCUGGCCAUUGUCUUUGCUCAGGCCAGCACCAUUGCCACAUACGUCUUCAUCUUCCUCGGGGAGACCUUCCUGUCCAUGAACUGGGCCAUCGUGGCUGAUAUUCUUCUGUACGUGGUCGUUCCCACUCGUCGCUCCACAGCAGAAGCUCUGCAGAUUGUUAUCUCACAUCUACUGGGAGAUGCAGGAAGUCCAUACCUGAUAGGAGUGGUGUCAGACUCUCUGAGAAAGAGAGACUCGUUCCUCUGGCAGUUCCGCUCUCUGCAGCUCUCUCUGCUGCUCUGCGCCUUCGUGUCCGUUAUAGGUGGGGGUUUCUUCCUUGCCACCGCCCUCUUCAUCGAAAACGACCGGAACCGUGCUGAGAACUACGUCCCCACAGAUGACGAGCCGAUUGUUGUACCUAAGAGCGGGCGAUCUACCAGAGUCCCAGUCUCCAGUGUUCUGAUCUGAUGACAGAAACCUGUCAGCCUGGUCUAACACACACCUGUGGUUAUUAUAUUUAAUGUUUUUAGGACCGCACACGAAUUGGACUAUCUGCCAUGCAGAAAAGUUUUAUGAUAUGUUUAUUUUUAAAUUCUUGACAUUAUACUUUUUUAUAAUUUUACCGUGCCCGGGAACACGCCAUCAUAUUUGGGAGAACUUUUUUGCAUUUUAGUCUCCUGAUGUUAUUUUUUGAAAACCAAGUUUGUUGAAAAUGUUUUGCGAGUGGACAUGAUACUGAGAGACUCUCUGAGGAAACACGACAGAGCCUGCUUUGUGGGUUUUAUUUGACACUUGUGGACUGGAGCCAAACAACCUGAUCAUCAACUGAUCGAUACCUUUCUUUCCUUCGGUGUGACAGGAAACCGGCUGAAAACAUAAAGACAGUAUGAUUGAUAUCCUCUGUAACCCCAACCAAAAAACAGGCUGCAUUGUGCUCCUCAAGUUAUUUUAUAUACAAGAGAAGCUUUAUUAAUCAGUUCAUAACUGUAUUUGUAUAUGUUUGAACUAGUUUUAAUUAUGACACUAAUAUUCUUACAGUUGUCCAACAACCAGAAAAUGUCAGAGUCCAUUUUUAUUCAUCUCUUAAUCUUUUGCAGACAUAACUGCUGUUUUUAAAUCCUGUUGCUUUAGUUUUAAAGGUGCCCAGUGUUUGAGGGAGUGCUGUUUACAAAGCUGGGGUUUUUUAUUUUAACUUUUGUUUCAGGCAGGUUUCUGGUUUUCUUUGCAUCAGCUUGGAGCUCAGUCUAGUUAGCGAGCUUCACCAAGUCGACCGAGGUGAGAAACUAGUGUGACGGUUUGUCUCAGCAGGUAGAGCACGCUCUGCAGAACAUACUGUUUUAUUUAACACGGGGGGGGGGGAAACAGUUUUAAUUGGAUGUUAAUUAUCAGAGUUGUUUGUUAACCUCAAAUUAUUUUAGCAAAUCUUUUUUGUGAACUUAUUAAACAAGAAUUAACUUAUCAAA